Molecule: messenger RNA, 5849 nt
Organism: Nyctereutes procyonoides (raccoon dog)
Lineage: Eukaryota; Metazoa; Chordata; Mammalia; Carnivora; Canidae
Gene: CUNH3orf70
Product: chromosome unknown C3orf70 homolog
Exons: 2
Coding region: 200-952 (250 amino acids)
Source: RefSeq, a predicted model, not a curated record
CCCGGUCGCAGCGCCCGGGGCGGCUCCUCAGCGAGCCCGGGACCUCCGCGCUCCCGCCGCCGCCACCAGCACCGCCGCCGCGCGCGCUGGCGUGACUCCCGGCCCGCGCCCUCCCACGUCCGCAGCCGGCUCGGCUUCCUGCCCGCCCAGACGCCGCUUCUCCCGGGCUCCCGGCCUCGGCUCCGCGGAGGGAGCGGAAAUGAGUGCGGCGUCGGCGUCGGCGCCCGAGCGGGGUUGGAAGAGCGAGAAAGUGGACGAGGCUCAGGCCCUGGCGCGGAGUUGCGCUGCCCGCAGACCCGACUUCCAGCCGUGCGACGGUCUUUCCAUCUGUGCCACGCACAGCCAUGGCAAGUGCUUCAAGCUGCACUGGUGCUGUCACCUAGGAUGGUGUCACUGUAAAUAUGUGUAUCAGCCUAUGACCCCUGUGGAGCAGCUUCCAAGUACUGAGAUUCCUGCAAAGCCUCGAGAACCCACAAACACCAUUCAGAUCUCAGUGUCACUCACUGAACACUUUUUGAAAUUUGCAUCUGUCUUCCAGCCACCCCUCCCCCCUGACUCACCAAGGUACUGUAUGAUCUCAGACCUCUUUAUCGACAACUAUCAGGUUAAAUGUAUUAAUGGGAAGAUGUGUUAUGUGCAGAAGCAGCCAGCGCCGCAUUCCCACAAAAUGAGCCCUGAGGAGGUCUCUGCACACGAUGCCUUAAUUUCAAGAGAGAGCAAUACACCAAAAAUAGAUCACUGCUCUUCUCCCUCGAGUUCUGAGGACUCCGGGAUCAAUGCGAUCGGGGCUCACUAUGUGGAAUCGUGUGAUGAGGACACGGAAGAAGGAGCAGAACUGAGUUCAGAGGAAGAUUACAGUCCAGAGAGCAGCUGGGAGCCGGAUGAGUGCACCCUUCUCUCCCCCUCGCAGUCUGAUCUGGAAGUGAUUGAGACAAUAGAAACCACCGUGUGAGAAGUCAAAGCAGGAAGCCAUGGCCUCUGAUCCAUGCUGAGCUUUUGUACUUUUGUCUGAUGGAUCCUUUUUCCAAUGCAGUUGGUAUUUUCUACCCCUCUCUAACAACCAUCUGCUGAUUAGCAUCACUCUUACAUUAGUCUUAUAACUGAGACAUUCUUUUUCUUAUAAAUGGUUUUCUUUUGUAUCUCGACUUAUUUUCUAUGUAGCAUCUGGUGUCAUGAAUUGUGACCCAGCCUUAAUUUCACGGGGAACUUUGAAAGCAAUGACAUGAUGAUGGCAGAGUAUCAUGGAUCAGGUUGAGGAGCUACCCGGAGUGAAGAGUGAAGGAGGCAGUGAAGGAGCCAGUUCUACACACACACACACACACACACACACACACACACACCCCUCUAGGCCUUCCUCUUGAGUGCUGACAGGGAUCCUUCCCCUGCUAGGGUCAUACGGGAAUCAGCUCAUGAGAGGGGAACAGAGCGGGCACCAGUAGGUGCCAUUCUGUCCCUUUUCCCUUCUUCCCACCACCUGCAUGGGUCUGGGCCACUGUUGCCUCGGCUUACUUUUGGAGGUUCCCGAAGACCCCGUUCAACGCCUAGUUAUGGCCAGUGGUCGCAUACUGUGCAUGAUCUGGGGUGGAGCUUGACCUUCACUGAAGAAGAGCUGACAGCUGAAGUUUCAUGUUCAGUCCAGCUUUAGCUGAGUGCCUCCGCUCUGCAGGGUGCAGCAUGGGCAUGCAGACUGAAUGAGCCCUGACUCCUGACAGCAGGGGGUCCACGGUCCAACAGAGGACUGGGCCAACAAUGCAGGUCACGGGAUCCAGAGUGCUCUGGGAACCCAGGGCAAGGAGAGAGAGAUUAGGCUUGCAGCUGGAGAAUGUGUUGCAGCAUUCAAGCUAGCCUCUUGGGUGGGUUCCUCAGCAUUUCCCUGUUUUCUUAAUUGUUCUUCAAAUCUGGGGAAAACUUUUAGGAAGUUAUAUAGAUAUUAUAUUUAGGAGGCAGCCACAUCUGACGUCUUAAGAAAAAAAAUCAAUAAUAGUUUUAGUUAGCAUGGAAAUGCUAAAGACAGCAGUCCUUUAGGGAUUAGGAAUGAAUCUAAUAGGUUUGAUUAAUUCUGCUUCGUUUGGUUGUAUGAAGCAUUAGAAUGGCUUAGGUGAGAAAAUGGAAUAGAAUUCAGUAUGAUGCAUGGAUUUUUUAAUGCAAAUGCAAAAGCAGUUGAAAUAGUGUGCUGCUAAGUCAGGAGAAAAUAUUUUGUGUAAUAUUCACUUUACUACAGUAAUAGUCAUAGUCUGUUGUACAUGUUCUCUUUUCUCUCACAAAAUAGUGAAUAACACUUUCUUAUUUAGCUCUCUUCAGAAUUCUUCUAAUUUGCAUUUAUAUAAGGUGUUUUUGUGUGAGUUGCUUAUCUGCCAUUUCUCCAAAUCUGCCUUCUGUGAGGCGUAGUUAAGAAUCCAGGAAGUUUAAAAUAUGGCCCUAAUGAAACUAGAACUAUCAAAGGUGGGGAUAGAGAAAUAUUUCUUAUAUCUUAACCAUGAGCGUGCUCUUGUGGCAUUAUCUCAUGCUCUGUCCUCAUUUUUGCACAUUUCUUCUUUGUCACGUUAGUUUGUAUUUUAAGAAAUAAGAAGAGGCCCGUUGUGUUCUUGCCUGAAGCCUCCAUUUGGCAUCCUUCACAAAUCAUUGUAGGCAGAGUCUGCUUUCUUAGUUGUAUCUGUAGUUCUAAAGUGAUUUCUAAGCACUCCGUUAGGUUUAGGUGCCCAAAACAUCCCUAGGGUUUAGAAAGCAGAGGAUGCAUAUUCCUUUGAAAACAGUGUUAGUUAAAACUUCCUAUGCUAGAUGAGAAUGCAGCAUAAAGUUCCUGCUACCAAAACUUAAAAGAGUCAACUAGUCUAACCAGGAAGGUGGUGAGAGGGGCUCCAGAACAGCAGGGUACAGGAAAGGGCAGGUGGAGGCAGGGGUGGGGAGAGGGGCUUCCCUGGCCCAGAUGGCUGGGAGACAGACAUCUGAUGGGCCUGCCCGAGUCCUCAGUGCCUCCCAUGGUGGAGUAGCCAGCUGAAGGGGAGGGCAUGAAGCCCAAUCCUUUGAGCCGAGCAGUGUAGCCAGCCGCUGUGUACUCAGGGUUGUAGCAGCAACAUCAGGCUGGGUGAACCUGCCCUGGGCGGGGAGAUAACUGAAGCCCCCCGGGGGGCCAGAUGGAAGGUAUUCUUUCUCUACACCUUUCCUAUCAGUUCUAAACUCUGGGCGUACAUUCCCCUUCAUUAAACUGAUUGGAGUCAACCACCAGGUCUCCAAAGCCAUGGAAAUAUGUGGUCACAGGGCUGUGACCUGAAGCUGGCUGUGUCAGGGCGGGAGCCUUUAUCAGUAACAUCUAUGACUUCGGCCUAGGUUCCUCUUUUUUAAACUACUGAACUGCUGCCAGUCAGAUUACCCAUGAUUUUAAUGGAAUUUUUGGAUUUAAAAUGGUUGAUAAUCACUUUAAAUAUUUGCACAAUCUCUUUGUAAUUAAAACUCACUAAGCUUCACUUGCUACUAUUUUAUAGAAUUGGAGAUAUUCCAUUGGAUUCUAAAUAUCAGAUGCUCCUGGAUCUCAAAAUAGCCUUUUCUAAACAAGCACAAGCAAGAAUUUCUUUAUCCUGGCACUGUUAAUAAUUCUCUGAAAAUCAUAUAUAUGAUUGAACCAUAAUUGUUUCCUUUUGCUUGCAUUCCAAAAACAACUGAUAAGGAUAUAAAAAUGUAUAUUUACAACUUAAAUUCUAGGCCUAUCUGUUAUAUAUUAUAUAAAGGAAUUUCUCUGUAAACCUGAUACUAUAUUGCUCAUUUGUAUAAGCAUAUUUAUAGGCACUUUAGAAAAUGUUUAGACUGCGAUGUGUAUUAUAGACCUCAAACAGUCAUGUUAAAUAGUGUUUUGGUUAAUACUUAUACAUGAAAACUUUAUAGUGUGAGUUUGCUCACUGAGAGCAAAGAGUUGGGUUGUGUGGAUGGAGAAACUGCUUUUGGGGGUUUUGAUGUAAACCUGGCACACCAUUCCCACUACCUGAAAGUUGGUGUAAAGGCUGUUAGGUGGAAGAUGCAAAGUAAGUCCUGUAUGGAAUUUAGCUUUCUUAUCAAACCAAUAUUUAUUUUAGAAUUUUGAAGUUUCAAAUAUGCUCACAACUUUUAUGAGAAAAGACAAAACAAUUAAAAUGCUUUUGUGGUUAAAACUAUUUGGUACAUUAACAAAUAUGGCUUUACAGUCAAAUUAGGUAUUUUUUUACCUUGUAAUUUUUAAGAAUUGAAGAAUUUGAGGAAAACCCUGGCGAAAAAUCAGUUGUUUUCCUAGAAGAGGAAGACAUGUACUUCAAGGUAAUACAAAACCAAAACAAAUGAAACCACCUAAACCAGAACAAAACCAUGAAGUGGCUGUCCUGAAGUAGCUUUUGGAUUUGAUCUAGGAUUUGAUACUGUUUUAGGGCUGGUGGUUUUAUUUUUUAACCUCCACUUCCUGGCCUAUUUGAAACCAUUCUCUUGGGAUUAAUCAAAACAAACUCCUUUUAUACAAAUUUCUCUAUUUGGGUAACAGGACACCACCUAUUUUAGAAAGCUGUCAAAAUACCCAGAUAUGUUUGGCGCUAUAAAUACUGCCAGGCAAGGGGAAAAAAAGCACAAGUUAAACUAAUAUUUAUACGUCAGCUCUUGAUUUUUUUUCCAUCUUGACUGCAAAGUUGUAUUUGACAUGUUUUGGCUUUUUACAGGUGGGAAAUAUUUUAACGGUUUUCUGUCCUACUCCCAUCUCCAGACAGGAGGUGGGAGCCAGAGCUGAGGAGGCCAGUUGCAUUUUAGGCUUUUUGGUAAACAAUAUGUGCCUCUUGCCACUGGGGAGAAGGCAGAGGGAAAGAAGUAGGAGUUCUACUGGCUCUAUCGUUGCUGUGAAUUCCAGGGAUGUCAGUAUUUCUCACCUCAAAACAGAAGUAUAAGGGCACUUCUCAGAAUUAAUUUUGGAACUAUUUACCUUUUAAAAAUGUUAUGUCACUGCUCCCUUUCAUUACUCUGGGGCAUGGAGAGUUGACUGUACUGCGUGUGAAAGGGCCAUGCUUCUGUUAGUGCUUUGAGUUCUUUGGGUUCUGUUUAGACUGAAGCAGUGCUCUUAGUAUGAACAGGUUCUGAAAGCAAAUCAUCACUAGAGGCUUUAAUACUGAGCUUCCAUAUCAUUGUGUCCACAUUCACUUUUUAAGGCUGUUCAUACCUUGCAAUAUUCAGUUACUGUGCUAUGCUAGUUUUUGCACCUGUCUGCUUUAAAGUUUUAAGCACAAGGUUGACCCUUCUGUAAUUUCCUAAAAUUAUAUUGUUUUCCUACAGACAGCUCAACUUUCCUUUGUGUAGAAUACUUUAGGAAAAUACUUACUUGUAAAAUAAAUGUAAUUUUUUCUUUUGUACCAGCACAAAUCUGAUAUUUUGGAGUUUGGAAUAUUCUCUCCCCCUGCUUUCUCCCUUGGGGAGCUUCUGUCUGGUUUAAGUAACACAUUGUGAACUAAACAAAACCAAAACCAAAACCCGCUCUUGUGAAAUGUGAAACAUGUAUUGAGUGCUUACUUUGUGCCAGGAAAUACGCAGUUUACAUCAUUAUUACACUUAGACUUUACAAGAACUAUGAAGUGCAGGUGAGUAUUAUGACCCAUGUUGGUCAUACGGUCAACUGCUCACAACAACUCCCAGAACACUUUGUAACAAGAACUUUUUUGUUGUCUACAUCGUUUUAUACUAAUAAAACUUAGAUUCCCCUACAGUUUUUAGUUCAGCAAAGCCACAGCUUUGUAUUUGGUUUACACAGGCCAUGUGAGACAGUUCUAACCACAGGUCCUUGGGGGUGCAGUCGCUUCACCACCAAGGCACAGGGUCCAGACCUCAGCGUGGCAAAUCCAGAGGCUCGA